Molecule: messenger RNA, 1029 nt
Organism: Pyricularia pennisetigena
Lineage: Eukaryota; Fungi; Ascomycota; Sordariomycetes; Magnaporthales; Pyriculariaceae
Exons: 1
Coding region: 1-1029 (342 amino acids)
Biological process (GO): protein lipoylation
Cellular component (GO): mitochondrion
Source: RefSeq, a predicted model, not a curated record
AUGUCACACCUGGGCCGAGCAGGCAGGGUGACUCUCCAGCACAUCCAUCUGCCUUCCGAUGCCUUCGCCCACACGUACCCGCCCUACGCCAUUGCCGCUGCCCUUCAAUCACGCCUACAGCGUGCCUUGCUCGACAGCAAGAGCAACUCAUCAUCACCGUCACCGCCGCCCACCAUCCUAUCCUUCACCCCACAGCCGACGUACACUCUCGGUCGGCGGCAGACCGUCGGGCCCGAUCUCGAAGUCGACGGGCUCUGUCGCCCCCUCAUCAUCACACAUCCAAUGUCGAAACCGGAGACCAAACACUCCAUGCGGCCGAUUGUCCUGCGCUCCCUACGAGGCGGUCAGAUGACGUAUCACGGGCCCGGCCAGAUCGUGGUCUGGCCCAUCCUGGACUUGCAACCGGCGUCGGGCGGAUACAAAAGCAUGGGUGUGCGGCAGUACGCGGACCUCCUGCAGGACGUCACGGCAGACCUUGUCAGGAAUUCUGCUGCUCUAGGAGGAAGGAAGCUCGAGAUUGUCAAGACGUGCGACCCGGGAGUGUGGGUUUCGGAGACGGAGCAGCAGCAACCGCGCAAGAUCGCCGCCAUGGGUGUGCAUCUCCGGCGCCACGUGACGGGUUUAGGCGUGGCGCUUAACCUGACCACCCCCGGGACUGCGGCAAACGUCGGAGAGAACGAAGUGAACAACGAAAGCAACAACCCUUGGAUCAGGUUUGUGCCCUGCGGCCUGGCGGGGAAAGGUGUGACAUCCGUUUUCCUGGAGGCUCAGGAUCCAAACAACACCAUCAGCCUGGACUCCAACCCCGCUUCCGAAUUGGCACGACUACCAGAUCCCGGGAAGGGCUUUGCUCAGACCUGGGCUGGGCUAUUUGCAAGUCGCCUUGGGCUAGACUACAACCCGGAGGUAGUCAAUGACGGCAUCCCGUCCAACAUGAAGGGGCUCACAGCGGAGGCGAUAUCUAUAGAGGCGGAGAUGAAGGUGCCCCUUGAUGACGACGGUGCCUCUGGAGCCGCUGUCAAUCCUUGA